UGAAGGAGGGAGGACGCACGCGCGCCGCUGGACCUGCUUGACAGUGCCUAGUGCCAGUAGUGGUGGUGGCACUGCUGGAAGUUCUUGACCCCUGACCCCCAAGGCUCACCACGACGGACUGCAGCUGUUUACGGGUUGAAUUUCGGACAGGUACAAAUACCCAACAAUGGCGAUGGGAGCAGAGGAUGUAAACAACGAAGGGGCCUGCAACGAAGCCACAACUAAAACUACCGCCACUAAACUAAAGAGACCCACGUCCUUGGACGUGGGAGGAGAGGACACGGUGAAACAGCCCCCCGCAUGGCAUGGCUGGGUCAAGGGCAUCACCUUCGUCUUGCUGUGGUAUGGGUCGAUACUGAUGGGGUUCUUCUCGCUCUACUGCCCAGCCCUUGCCCUCCUGUUCGUAUCCCGCCCCACAUACAGGAGGACUACAGAGGUCAUCUUCACCAUGUGGGAGAGCUACGCUGUGGCGCUAAUGGAAGUGGUGUACGGCGUGAGGUUCUUCCUGUCGGGGGAUGUAAUACGGCCGGGUGAGACCUCCAUUAUCAUUCUCAAUCACAGGAACCGUCUCGACUGGAACUUCUUCUGGGGCGCCCUGGCCCACGCCACCUCCCCUCCAGCGCACAACUGCAAGAUCGUCCUCAAGUCUGGCAUCCGGAAGUUCCCAGGACUCGGUUGGGUCAUGCAGAUGUCGUGCUUCCUGUACAUCAGGCGUCGGUGGGAGGAUGACCAGAGACUUAUGAACAAUGUCCUCGACUAUUUCAGGGACAUUGACCACACGUUCCAGGUGCUGCUGUUUCCUGAGGGAACCAACCUAACGCCGGAGACACAAAAGAAGAGUGAGGAAUAUGCACGAAAGGCUGGGCUGCCAUGCCUGACCCAUGUCCUCCAUCCCCGAACCACAGGCUUUACCUACCUCGUCAACAAACUUCGCAACAGCAAGCAGCUGAAUGCGGUAUACGAUGUCACUGUAGCAUACCCGAAAACGUUGCCCCUCACCGAGCUCGACUUGGCUAAGGGCCUUAUGCCAGAGGAGGUACACUUUCACAUUAAAAGAUAUCAAGCCAGAAGCCUGCCGCAGACAGAGGAGGGGCUUCGCAUUUGGCUCGGUGGGGUGUGGGAGGAGAAGGACAAGCUAUUGCAAACUACUCUUCAACAGGGCUACUUCCCAGCUAGCACAGCGGAUUCCCCUCACCCACCUAUGAAUGCUUCCUACCUCGCCUUCCUCUUCUGGACACCACUUACUAUUGGUAUGGUAUACCUACUGUGUACCUGGUGGGUAAUGCAGUUGUGGUGUCUGGCUCACACCAUUCUCUUCACUGUGGUCUCAUUUGCCACAGAUGGUCUUCAGCACUUUGAGAUUUGGCUCCACCGGCAGGAAGCAGCUAGACUAGGGAAGCAUCGAUGAGGCUGCGAGAAUUGUGUGAUGGCAAGUCAGUUUUUAUGUACUCUUUAAUACUUCAGAUAUAUUUAUUAUAUGUAAAUAUUGUACAAAUAAUUGUAAGCAGACAGAAAUGUGCAAAAAACAUGAGUGAUACUAGUCACUAUCAAACACAUGGUUCUUUUAUCUUACAAAUUUACCAAAGGUAUGAAGCAGUGCAAAGCUAAAGCUUCCACAUUUGAGCUUCCAGUUAAGAGCUUCCAUGUCAGUGUGCAGCUUUACUUGUAAAUGCCUUAGAAAUACUUUGUGGCUGAAGGUGAUAAGAAUCACAAGAGGAACAAGUAUUUGAAAACGGAUAUUCUUUUAAGCCCUUUUUUUUUUUUUUUU
Molecule: messenger RNA, 1768 nt
Organism: Procambarus clarkii (red swamp crayfish)
Lineage: Eukaryota; Metazoa; Arthropoda; Malacostraca; Decapoda; Cambaridae
Product: lysocardiolipin acyltransferase 1
Biological process (GO): phosphatidylinositol acyl-chain remodeling
Cellular component (GO): endoplasmic reticulum; endomembrane system
Molecular function (GO): acyltransferase activity
Source: RefSeq, a predicted model, not a curated record